This is a messenger RNA of Epinephelus fuscoguttatus (brown-marbled grouper), 767 nucleotides long. RefSeq lists its product as uncharacterized. The record is from RefSeq and is a predicted model, not a curated record. Gene Ontology annotation, biological process: response to bacterium. The transcript has 5 exons. Lineage: Eukaryota; Metazoa; Chordata; Actinopteri; Perciformes; Serranidae. Bases 58 to 705 code for a protein of 215 amino acids.
AGCCUCACUGGAGCAGAGUUCACUGGCGGACAUUGCAGAGCUUCAGCCACACACACCAUGAAGAACUCUAACUUGAUGAUAGUUUUUAGUCUCUUCAGCUACAGCUGGAUCUCUGUCUCAGUUUCUGAGACUGUGGACGUCCAGUCUGGUGAAGAUGUCACACUGCAGUGCUCCAACAUGUCCAAAGGUGAAUCUGUGACAUUGUGGUUCAGACUGGUGAAUAAAACCAAGACCAGCUGUAUCUCUGUUAUGUUCAGUGCUGAUGAGGGCGUUAGAUACUGCGAGGGAUUUCAAACUGGAAAAUUUAAAAUGAGAUCCAACAGCUCCACCAUCUCUCUCAGAAUCAAACAGGUGGAUUUAUCUGACUCUGGACUGUAUUUCUGUGGAUUUUACACAGAGGGACGCCUGUUUUUCAGUGUUAUACAUUUAAAUGUUAAAGAGUCUGAUGGAAUAGCAAAGCUGACGUGUGUGAUCCUGGGCGCUCUGACUGUUGUCCUUGUGAUGGUCAUCAUUGGUCUGGUUGUGAAAAACAGGAAACUUCAGACAGCUGCCAGGGACGGACAGAAUCAACAACAGCAUGAGACUCUGGGCUCUGAUGGCCAGAAAGACGCAGCACUGGCUUUGCACUUGCCAACAGUGAGGAACAGGAGGCCUGCAUCACAGAGAGAAGUGGAGACUCAUGUUAUUUAUGCUGCCCGCAGAUAGACUCAGAGAGGAACUGAUGCUUUUAUCACAUUAACCUGCUGCUGUGUUCUUUUGAGGCUGGA